Messenger RNA from Penicillium cinerascens, 1332 nucleotides. RefSeq names its product NADH:flavin oxidoreductase/NADH oxidase. Gene Ontology annotation, cellular component: intracellular anatomical structure. The record is from RefSeq and is a predicted model, not a curated record. Bases 1 to 1332 code for a protein of 443 amino acids. Lineage: Eukaryota; Fungi; Ascomycota; Eurotiomycetes; Eurotiales; Aspergillaceae. The transcript has a single exon. Gene Ontology annotation, molecular function: NADPH dehydrogenase activity; NADP binding; FMN binding.
AUGGGGUCAACUGAAUUUCGUUCGCCGCGCGUCUUGAAGGCCGAGGGCGUGCCCUACUUCACGCCCCAAAACAAUGGAGGCGCUGCAAUGAACCCUCAGCAUCCCGAUACGCCAACGCUGUUUCGUCCGCUGCAAAUCCGCGAUCAGACGCUGAAGAAUCGCAUUAUGGUGGCGCCCAUGUGCAUGUACUCCGCGGAGUCCGAUCCCACCUCUCCUGCGGUAGGCGCCCUGACGGAUUUCCACAUUGCCCAUCUCGGUCAUCUCGCCUCGAAGGGCGUCGGCCUGGUCAUCAUUGAGGCGACUGCAGUCCAGCCAAAUGGACGAAUCUCUCCAAACGACUCCGGACUCUGGCAGAAAGGAACCGACUCCGAGCAGUUCAGAGGCCUACGGCGGGUGGUCGAUUUUGCUCACAGCCAGGGAGCCAAGGUCGGGAUCCAGCUUGCCCAUGCCGGACGAAAAGCCAGCACUGUGGCUCCGUGGUUAUCCUCACAGGGGAAACGAAGCAGCAUCAAAGCGGAUGAAAGUGUAGGUGGCUGGCCAUCCGAUGUUGCAGGUCCCACGGGCGGGGAGGAGCAGAUGUGGGCCCCUGGAGAUGUCAAGUACUGGCCUCCUCGCGAACUCAGUACACAGGAAGUGGAGGAGGUCGUGCGUGCUUUCGCGCGAAGUGCCAAGCUGGCCGUGGAGGCGGGCGUGGAUGUGAUUGAGGUGCACGCGGCGCAUGGCUACCUGCUGAAUGAAUUCCUAAGUCCGGUCACCAACCGCCGCACCGAUAAAUACGGUGGUGACUUUGAGAACCGCACUCGCAUCGUGCGCGAGGUUUGCGCUGCCAUCCGGGCAGCCGUGCCUUCGGGGAUCCCCUUGUUUCUUCGGAUAAGCGCCACGGAGUGGCUAGAAGAUCAACCGGUGGCGGCGGAAACGGGCAGCUGGGACCUGACCUCAUCCAUUCAACUGGCCAAGUUGCUUCCCGAACUCGGCGUGGACUUGUUGGACGUGAGUUCUGGAGGCAAUCACAAGGAUCAAAAGUUCCAGCCACACACCAAUUAUCAAAUUGACCUCGCAAGCCAAAUUCGCAAGGAGAUCCGUGCCGCCGGCCAGAAGACCCUGGUGGGUGCCGUCGGUCUUAUCACGGAGGCCGACGCAGCCCGGGAUAUUAUCCAGGGUGCGGACGAAGCACACGCUGCGGAGAUAAUGCUGUCUGGCAAGGAGCCCAAGGCUGACGCCGUGCUGAUGGCCCGGCAGUUCCUUCGGGAGCCCGAGUGGGUAUUUACAGCCGCGAAGAAACUUGGAGUUGAUAUCUCAGUUUCCUGGCAAUUUGCCCGGGGCCUGCUCUGA